Molecule: messenger RNA, 620 nt
Organism: Oppiella nova
Lineage: Eukaryota; Metazoa; Arthropoda; Arachnida; Sarcoptiformes; Oppiidae
Source: the annotation of a GenBank genome assembly
GCCGUAAACAACUAAUGGCUGCCAAAAACAUUUGAAAACUCUUUGAAUGUCUUACAACUGGUCCUUCAGGUGACAAAUGAUUGCCGGAAAUAAUGCUUGAACUCUAUGAGCACAACAAAGCCGAUUGCAUCCGACUGUUGAAUAUGAUUAUCUGCGAAAUCCCGUUCAUCAAGACCUUCAACGAUGACUGCCUUCUGGAGCGGCUGCUGAACCUGAUCUCGAUUAUCACCGCCGCCUUCGACGGCCACACCGCCGGCGCAUCCCUUCAUGACCAGCACGAGGCCAUCGACACCGACGAGGAGCGCGAGCUUUCCAUCAGGGAGUGGCUGCUCAGGCACUACAACAGCAAGUGCUUCAUCGAUGACCUCAACUUCGGCGAUCCCGAAGACCGCACACGAGUUACGGUUCUCAUCAUUAAUAUACUCUUCAAACUCAGACAUUCACUCAAAGACAUCGAGCAGUACCUCAAGGAUUGCGACUCUUUCGUCCAAUUCGACCGACAGCUCAACCAAUACACAAGAUUUGACAAACUGUUGGAAAUGGUGUCCAACGACUGCAACAAAUGGAGGUCUGAAUCGCGUGAAUAUAAAGUGAAAUUAGAAGAGACGAAGAAAUUGAUG